Cyprinus carpio (common carp) is the source of this 1279-nucleotide messenger RNA. RefSeq names its product tuberoinfundibular peptide of 39 residues. Gene Ontology annotation, biological process: neuropeptide signaling pathway. The record is from RefSeq and is a predicted model, not a curated record. NCBI's taxonomy places the organism in Eukaryota, Metazoa, Chordata, Actinopteri, Cypriniformes, Cyprinidae. Gene Ontology annotation, cellular component: extracellular region.
ACAAGCAAAGCCUGUAUAUAUUCACACUGGCACCUGACAAUGCACAACAGAGUUUGGGGAAGAGCUCCAAUCUGAGAAGUUGAUAAAGCAAUACAUACGAAGACGUACCAUAGGCAACUUCUCAACUGUUAAAUACCUACCUUGAGUGAUAGACAGAAAUAUUGGACAAUCACGAACCUCUUUGAGACAUUGCAUGGAAGAUUUGGAAACCAGCUUGGAGUCACACAAGACUGAUUGGAUUUUUGACCCCAGACAAAGACCUUCACAGCAACACACAGCCAAGAGGAAGAGCUUCUCCACAAAGAUGGUGGCUUUACCCUUGCCUCUUCGUCCUGCCCUAUUGUUCUUAGUCCUGAUGAGUGUGACACUGAUGACAUCUGCAUUUCCCCAGCCUCAACUUCGACCUCUGCAAAGUAACUUGCGUGCUAUUGGUGAAGAGGACUCCAAAGGUGAACAGUGGGAAGUUCUGUACCCCUCCAUCUCACUCCGUGACUGGAGCAUUCAGAUGCUGACCGCCCCAGAUUUUGGUGCAGCUAAGGCUGGGACAGAACAGCUGGUGGGGGAUGAUUGGCUUCCCCUCAGCCAGUCACAGAUGGAGGAGGAGCUGGUGAAGGGCUGGCCGGGCAACUGGCCUUCACGGGUGGGUCACCAGCAGAAGAGAAACAUAGUAGUAGCAGAUGAUGCUGCAUUUAGAGAGAAGAGUAAGCUUUUGACAGCAAUGGAAAGACAGAAAUGGCUCAAUUCCUAUAUGCAGAAACUCUUAGUAGUUAAUUCUAAGUAAUUAGAAUGUUUAUGUUAUUGUAUAUAUAUAUAUCAAAUAUGUUGAAAAAAAUUAAAUUUCAUGUGGGAGAAAAACACAUUUGAUUGUCCAGAUAAUGUAAACAAGUUAAAGGGUUAGUUCAACCAAGAAAACAAAAAACAAAAAAACUGUUCUAUACUCAUGCAUUUUAAUCCCGUAUGAUUUUCUUUUCUGCCUGGUACACAAAAAGUAAUAUUUAGCACAAUGUCCCACCUGCUUUUUUUCCAACAAGAAAGUGAAUCGAAAUGAAAUGACAUGAGGAUGAGAACUUAAUUUUUUUUGGGUGAUCUGUCCCUUUAAAAAACAACUCUUGAAACAAAUUUAAAAAAAAUGUAUGUAGUUUUCUCCUUUUUUUUUUUUUGGAUGAUCUUUGAAUAAGGAAAAUGCAUGAUGUGUUUGUUGGUCUGAUUAUGAUUUGAAUAAACACCUGAAAACUAAUGGGAUGCAUGGAAUAUGAGCGGCCAUAAUAGAUUUACACAC